This is a messenger RNA of Oryzias latipes (Japanese medaka), 2117 nucleotides long. RefSeq names its product IQ motif and ubiquitin domain containing (gene iqub). Gene Ontology annotation, biological process: cilium assembly; flagellated sperm motility. The record is from RefSeq and is a predicted model, not a curated record. NCBI's taxonomy places the organism in Eukaryota, Metazoa, Chordata, Actinopteri, Beloniformes, Adrianichthyidae. Gene Ontology annotation, cellular component: motile cilium; acrosomal vesicle.
GGACCGCCCGCGUGCGGUCUGCUGGACUGCAGGCGUUCCUUUCUGUUGCCAUAACAACGCGUACACUGCAGCUUCCCACCGGUCCAAAGCUUGCCGCGUUUCGAUUGCUACAUUGAUCCUCAAAUUGGGGGGAAACUGAACGUUCAUAAUUCUGCUGGUCCUUUCUAGUCUGAUUCUGCUUUUCCCAGUAAGGUGGCGGUUUAUCUCUAAAGAAACACUGAGAAAGACUCCAAUGGAACAAAGCCAGAUUCUAAAAGAAUGUGUAAAACAAGAAGAGGUGGAUGAAACAGCAAACCCUCAACUCAGCAAAGUUGGAGCUUUGGAGCCGCCAGCUCUGGGACAUGAGGAAGAACCGGUUCUUGCAGAUUGUGCUGGAGUGGAGUUUGUGGUGGUGAAGAAUGAGCAUUCCUACAAGCAGAAGGCUUUUCUUGGUGGAUACCGCCACCAGUUGACAGGAACCGAGUACCACCAUGCUGCUGUCCAAACCCUCCCCCGCAAAAAACCUGACAGAGGCAUGACUGUCUUUAGUCGGGACUCACAGACGGUUCGAUUGAAAUCUCACAACCAGCAGUGUCUAGUCAACACUUCCACCCAGAUGGCUGGUAUCGGCUGUUAUGUCUCAUGUAUGAAAGACAAGCUGGUCACUCCUGGGAAAUACAUCACUGCUGAUGAAUGGCAUGACAGAAAGCUGAGGGCCGUCAUCUUUUUGCAAUCACUUGCUCGUCGUUGGCUAGCCCAAAAAGCAGUGGACCAGCUGAGAAAUGAACAAAGCCGGCAGUUGGCUUGGCUUGAAAUGCAAGAAAGGAGAAGGGAGAGUGAAAAGGAGGAUCAGCAGAGGGAUCUGUACCAACGCCGUAUGAACCCUAAAAGGAGGGAGGACUUCAACCUGCUGUACAAGGCUUUGGAGAUGUGGAGGCUUGAAGAGGAACGCUUGAUAAACUCCUCACAGCAAGGAGCUAAGAGGAAGGAAGCUCUUCGAUUGCUGCUAGAGAAGGAGACGCAGCUCAUCCGUGCUAUUGGCCGCCGUCAGAUUGUCACUCAGACAAAUAACUAUGAAAAGAUGAUAAGAGAUUUCCUGAAUAAGUCUGCUUCACCAUAUCAAUGGCACACAACCAAUAAUCAACUGAUAGAGAUGGACACACUACACACCAUCACAGCUAGAAAGCUGCAAGAUCUUUACAACAACAUCAGCCUGUCUACUGUCAGCAAGAUGCAGAGGCUUCACCUUUUGAUGACACUUAAGGAAACUAUUGAGGAGAACGAGUGUCCGCUGACUCUGGAUAUUUUGGAGUUGAUUGACAGAGAGGUUGACCUGAUGACACGAAAAAUAAAAGCACAGAGUCUUGAUGGUUUAAGGAACAGGAUCUGCACUUUGUUCCUGCAGUACAUAAAAACAGCAGCGUUCAACCCGAUAGUCAGGAAGAUGUUGAAGGUUUAUCAAAGUCCCUCCCAGCUGCAGAAUGAUAUGUUCCUCUGUCACGGCUGUCGCUGUUGUCUGCCUUCUGCUGCUUACAACAUCAGUGGAGGUCUGAGCAGUUGGUGCCAACGUUGUAUCAGCCUUGACAACAUAGCAAGAUCUCGAUUGGAUUUCUCAGUCUACAAAAAUAUCUUGAAGAGGCUGAAGAUCGAUGAGCAGAAAUUAAACAAAGAAGCUAAGAUUCCUUGGUUGCUGCAGGAAGAAGACAUCUGGUAUCUAGUGGAAGUAGUUUGGGCAUCCCGCUCGGCUCUUAAUGGCAAACAUGAUCUCCAUGACUUGGUUUUUGUUCGCUGGGACCUACAAAGUGAUUGGAGCCCCUGGAACUGCUUACUUUUGUCCAAAGAGGAGACAUCAGGUCACUUAGAAGUGAAAGACAUCAAAGAGGUGUAUGAGAAAGUGUUCAUCUGCGAGGUGGAACACAAACAUGAGAUGGCUCGACAACAUUUUAGCCAGAUCUCCAUCUUGGCUGAAUACCUGGACUCACAAUCAGCUGCAGACCCCCAUUCAGUUAGUUCAAAAAUCAACUAAUGAGGAGGGGUGCUCAAACUAACCCAGUUAGAGAAUUUAAUACUCAUGUUUGUCACUUUGAGAAAGGGUCUAAGUACGCUGCUCAAAAAAAUAAAGGGGACACCUAAACAAC